AUGUCCUCUGAGCAGACCUUCAUUGCUAUCAAGCCCGACGGUGUCCAGCGUGGUCUCGUUGGUGAGAUCAUUGGCCGCUUCGAGAAGAAGGGUUACAAGCUCGCCGCUCUCAAGCUCGUCCGUCCUUCCCAGGAGCACCUUGAGAAGCACUACGAGGACUUGAAGACCAAGCCCUUCUUCCCCGGAUUGAUCAAGUACAUGACUUCCGGCCCCGUUGCUGCCAUGGUCUGGGAGGGUAAGGAUGCUGUCAAGACUGGUCGCACCCUCCUCGGUGCCACCAACCCCUUGGCCUCUGCUCCCGGAACCAUCCGUGGUGACUUUGCUAUCGAUAUGGGCCGCAACGUCUGCCACGGUUCCGACACUGUCGAGAACGCCCAGAAGGAGAUUGACUUGUGGUUCAAGAAGGAAGAGGUUCUCCAGUACGAGAAGUCCAUCUCUGGCUGGAUUUACGAGUAA
This is a messenger RNA of Saitoella complicata NRRL Y-17804, 456 nucleotides long. RefSeq names its product nucleoside diphosphate kinase. NCBI's taxonomy places the organism in Eukaryota, Fungi, Ascomycota, Saitoellomycetes, Saitoellales, Saitoellaceae. Gene Ontology annotation, molecular function: nucleoside diphosphate kinase activity. Gene Ontology annotation, biological process: UTP biosynthetic process; CTP biosynthetic process; GTP biosynthetic process. The record is from RefSeq and is a predicted model, not a curated record. The coding region runs from base 1 to 456 and encodes 151 amino acids. The transcript is spliced from 3 exons.